Messenger RNA from Monoraphidium neglectum, 312 nucleotides. RefSeq lists its product as hypothetical. Gene Ontology annotation, molecular function: structural constituent of ribosome. Gene Ontology annotation, biological process: ribosomal small subunit assembly; translation. The record is from RefSeq and is a predicted model, not a curated record. Lineage: Eukaryota; Viridiplantae; Chlorophyta; Chlorophyceae; Sphaeropleales; Selenastraceae. The coding region runs from base 1 to 312 and encodes 103 amino acids. The transcript has a single exon. Gene Ontology annotation, cellular component: cytosolic small ribosomal subunit; ribosome.
AUGGGUGGCAGCCGCCCGGCGUGGAAAGGCCCCUUCGUUGCAAUCUCUCUUCUAAAGGACGUCGUGGCGCUCGCGCGGCAGAACCCAGAGUGGUGGAACCGCACGCGCUUUCUGGGAGCCCCCGCGCCAGCCAUCAUCCGCACCCAGAGCCGCGCGUCGGUCAUCCUCCCCGACUUCCUGCGCUGCGUGUUCUUUGUGCACGCGGGCAACAAGCGGCUGCGGCGCAUCGAGGUGACGGAGAGCAUGGUGGGCCACAAGUUGGGGGAGUUUGCGGCGACGCGCGUGCAGCCGCAGCACAAGAAGAAGGGCUAG